CCUACUCCUGCUGCUGCUGCUGCAAGGGACACACUAAAGGGUAACAGACUGCUGCACCUACUCCUGCUGCUGCUGCUGCUGCAAGGGACACACGGGCUGGUCUUAAAGGAUGAGGGCUGCCAUCUCACUGCUGGUGCUGCUGUUCUCCAUGUGUGGAGUUCAGUGUGGAGAGCUGGACGUCUCCGCUGAGCUGAAGGAACUCCGAGACAUGGUGGUGGAGCUGAGGGGGACACUGAAAUACACCCAGAAUGAGGUUAAGGUUUUGGAGGCCGAAAACGCAGCAGCAAAGACCAAGGUGGCCUUCUCAGUAGGCCUGGGCAAGGGAUUCACCCAGGCUGGCAGUGAUCACAUGAACUUGGUCUUCAGUAGAGUCAUCACCAACGUAGGAGAGGCCUACAGCAGCGAGACUGGCUUCUUCACUGCUCCAGUCAGCGGGGUCUACUACUUCAGGUUCACCGUCAGGGACGAUCCGUACUCGAGCGCCAUGCAUAUCAUGCUGAAUAAGAACGGAGAGAGGCUGGUGUGGCUUUGGGACUACGACACCGACGGACGCCCCAACUACCUGUCCAGUGGCCUGACUGUGCAGCUGGAGCAGGGAGACGCGGUGAACAUGAUGAUACCGGCAGGCUAUAGGCUCUGGGACGACGCUGACGGUAAUGAGAGCACCUUCAGUGGCUUCCUGCUCUUCCGUCUCUGAACGCCAGAACAGAACAUCACCAUGACAACUCAUCGCCAUUCAGCUUCCUGCUCUUCCGUCUCUGAACACCAAAACAGAACAUCACCAUGACAACUCAUCGCCACUCUGUUUGCAGAUCAUUUGUUUGAUAAAUGAUAAAUGUAAAUCACUGUCAUGAUCAAAUAAAUAUCUCUUUACCUGCCAACUCUGUUGGCUU
Messenger RNA from Engraulis encrasicolus (European anchovy), 893 nucleotides. RefSeq names its product complement C1q tumor necrosis factor-related protein 3-like. Bases 110 to 697 code for a protein of 195 amino acids. NCBI's taxonomy places the organism in Eukaryota, Metazoa, Chordata, Actinopteri, Clupeiformes, Engraulidae. The transcript has 5 exons. Gene Ontology annotation, molecular function: protein binding. The record is from RefSeq and is a predicted model, not a curated record.